UCUGCAAAUUGUAGUCUGCUUUACUUAUAAAUGUAGCUGAUUCACUGGUUCACUGGUUGGGAAGAUAAAUAGAAUCGACUACUAAUAUUGAUAGAGACUUUGACCUAUAAAGUUUAUCAGUGGUUUAUUUUAUUCGUAUUUUAUGCUGUCGGCCAAACAAAAUCGUUUUACUCCUUCAUUCGUCCCUUACACGGGUUGCCUCGGCAGAAGACGAAAGACGUGACAGACAUGAGCGCAUUGUUGUUGAAGAAAAUUGUUUGUGUGAUAUCUUAACUUAAUUUUAAAAUGUUGAAGUUGAUCAGAUUUACUCCUGAAGUCGAGUGCCGCAGCCUCUCAGAAGUGCAUGACAAGUGCUCUUUCAUUCAAAACACAGAAGAUUGUUCCAACGCUGAGGGCCUUAUAAAUUAUUUAAGCUUUCUCUAUUGUAAUUCAGAUGCUAGUCUUUUUACAGGAGGUGUAGUUUUACUGAGUGUAUGGAUUCUUUUUUUAUUCUCUGGACUUGCCACAGCUGCAAACAGUUUAUUUUGCCCAGCAUUACAAAUAAUGGCUGAAAAAAUGAAAAUGUCUGAUAAUGUAGCAGGUGUUACACUUUUAGCUUUGGGUAAUGGAGCACCUGACAUAUUCUCAUCACUGGCUGGCAUCAGACAAGGCAGGGCUGAAUUAGCCUUUGGUGAACUAUUUGGGGCUGGCAUUUUUUGCACCACGAUCAUAGCCGGAAGCAUAAGUUUCAUCAAACCAUUUCCAGUAAUGCAACGCCCUUUCUUGAGAGACUGCGUUUUCUAUCUAGCUGCAGUUUACUUUGUGUUUUGGGUCUUCUAUCACCGAUACGUACACCUCGGUCAUGCAAUCGGCUUUAUUGCUCUGUAUGUUGUGUACGUGUUCGUAGUAAUUGCAGGGAGGCUCCUGAAUUCGAGAAUGAAAAGGAAUAGCCGCAACAUUCAAAAUCCGACUGAAAUCCUGUCAGACGAUAGUACUGAGCCUCUCGACGAUAGUGAAGCGGGAAUCAUCAACACACCCAAUGAUGACAGCAAUGAUAUCUCCGAUUCUUUAAAUGAAGAUGCGUUGCUUGUAAACGAUACACGAGAACUUAUUCCACAGUCGUCUACGAAUCAAGAAACACCAGAGGCGGAAUUGAAUGAAAAUCCUCCAAACAACGACAGUGAAGUGCACGUUAUACAGACGGAUUCCAUUUGGUCAAACGUGAAAGAGGAAUUUGUCGAUUUAAGAACAAACUUGCGACCGUUUUCCAUUCACCAGUGGAUAGAAAUGAAGUGGUACUCUAGAGCGAUCUCUUUGGUUGAGGCUCCUUUCUAUUUCAUACUCAGGCUCUCAAUUCCACUGGUGAGCAAGGAACAUCCUCGACAGGGCUGGUGUCGCUCUUUAUCCUGCUUGCAACUUGCGUUGACUCCUACAUGGAUAGUUUGGGCCAUCGGAUAUGGAGAUGUUGUUAUAGCCAAAUUUUUACCUCUACCUCUAAUGAUUUUUGCGAUUGGACUGAGCCUCGGCCUGCUUCUAGCCAUUUUUAGCAGUCGGGAAAGAGAGCCCAAGAUUUACUGGAUGUUUUCUUUCUUGGCUUUUGUGGUGUCUGUUAUUUGGAUCGACUUAAUAGCCAAUGAGAUCAUGGCCGUUUUGUUCACAUUUGGCGUGGUCUUUCAGUUAAGUGAUGCUAUAUUAGGCCUCACAAUCCUUGCGUGGGGAAAUUCGGUCGGAGAUUUCGCUGCCGAUAUCAGCAUGGCGAGACAAAAUUUGCCACGAAUGGGGUUUUCCGCAUGCUUCGGUGCUCCUUUGCUGAAUACAUUACUUGGCUUAGGGAUUUCGUUCUGUAUUGUCUGCAGUCAACUGGGCGAGAGUAUUCCUGUUGCCUUCACAAAACUAAGUCUAAUUAUGAGCGUGUUCCUGGGAUUAAGUUUAGUCACUGUUUUCAUUUACCUUCCUAUUAAUGGGUUCCAGGCCAACAAGUGGCUGGGAAUAGUCCAAUUCAGUGUCUACCUUAUGUUUGUAAUUAUAGCAUUGCUUGCAGAAGCUGAUGUGCUAUGAUCCGUCCUGUGAUAGAAAUCAGAGUUUACCUAUUUCCAGGCUGUUUUUAACCCGGUUUUUGUGUUUAGGCAAACGGCAUUUAUAUUACGAUGUUCCUGGCGUAAAAUUUUCUUGAUUCUCCAUGAAUCGCAGUUCCUAGUGUUUUAAUUAUAAAAAAAAAAUAAUAAAAUAAUAAACUUUUGAAUUUUAA
Messenger RNA from Daphnia pulex (common water flea), 2227 nucleotides. RefSeq names its product mitochondrial sodium/calcium exchanger protein-like. Gene Ontology annotation, molecular function: calcium:sodium antiporter activity. Gene Ontology annotation, cellular component: membrane. The record is from RefSeq and is a predicted model, not a curated record. Lineage: Eukaryota; Metazoa; Arthropoda; Branchiopoda; Diplostraca; Daphniidae. The transcript is spliced from 13 exons. Gene Ontology annotation, biological process: monoatomic cation transport; transmembrane transport; intracellular calcium ion homeostasis. The coding region runs from base 286 to 2037 and encodes 583 amino acids.